Molecule: messenger RNA, 317 nt
Organism: Cucurbita pepo subsp. pepo (vegetable marrow)
Lineage: Eukaryota; Viridiplantae; Streptophyta; Magnoliopsida; Cucurbitales; Cucurbitaceae
Source: RefSeq, a predicted model, not a curated record
GUUACCUUAAUAACAAAGAAGCCACAGAGAAGACUAUAGACAAGAAUGGGUGGCUCCACACUGGAGACUUGGGGUUCAUCGACGACGACGACGAGAUCUUCAUCGUCGAUCGACUGAAGGAACUGAUCAAAUACAAAGGAUAUCAAGUGGCCCCAGCUGAGCUUGAAGCUCUCUUGACUUCAAACCCUAAUGUUUCUUCUGCUGCUGUCGUACCAAUGGAAGAUGAAGCAGCUGGAGAGAUUCCGGCUGCAUUUGUUGUUAGAACUGAAGGCUCCAAGAUUAGUGAGGAUGACAUCAAGAAGUAUAUUUCUGAUCAG